CCUGGGGAAAGAUUGAAGACUCAAAGAGAGUUCAGCCCGUGGCCACACUGGAGAGCUUUAUUCUCUUCGUCGCGUCCAUCGGCCACACUUACUGUUCUCAAACGAGCAAGAUAUCUAAAUACAGACCUGUGUUCUCGCUGUGAAAAUGCGGUGUCCCCGCAAACCCGCCAGCCGUGCCUCCUGUCCCGAAAUUCGGCGUCGGUACGGGCUUUCGCUAACGUGAACUGAAGUAAGCAAGGCAGGUGACGGCAGGAACAUGUCUCGGGAGCUGCAGGAUGUGGACCUCGCCGAGGUGAAGCCUUUGGUGGAGAAAGGGGAGACCAUCACCGGCCUUCUGCAAGAGUUUGAUGUUCAGGAGCAGGACAUCGAGACUGUGCAUGGCUCCAUUCACGUCACGCUGUGCGGGACCCCCAAGGGAAACCGGCCCGUCAUCCUCACGUACCACGACAUUGGCAUGAACCACAAAACGUGUUACAACCCCCUUUUCAACUCCGAGGACAUGCAGGAGAUCACACAGCACUUUGCUGUGUGCCACGUGGAUGCCCCUGGCCAGCAGGACGGUGCUGCGUCCUUCCCCGUGGGGUACAUGUACCCCUCCAUGGACCAGCUGGCUGAAAUGCUUCCUGGAGUCCUCCACCAGUUUGGGCUGAAAAGCAUUAUCGGCAUGGGGACCGGAGCAGGCGCCUACAUCCUCACGCGAUUCGCGUUGAACAACCCGGAGAUGGUGGAGGGCCUCGUCCUCAUCAACGUGAACCCUUGUGCCGAAGGCUGGAUGGACUGGGCCGCGUCCAAGAUCUCCGGAUGGACCCAAGCCCUCCCAGACAUGGUGGUGUCCCACCUCUUCGGGAAGGAGGAAAUGCAGAAUAACGUGGAAGUCGUCCACACCUACCGCCAGCACAUCGUGAAAGACAUGAACCCCGGCAACCUGCACCUGUUCAUCAAUGCCUACAACAGCCGGCGAGACCUGGAGAUUGAGCGGCCCAUGCCUGGAGCCCACACAGUCACCCUGCAGUGUCCUGCUUUGUUGGUGGUUGGGGACAGUUCUCCUGCUGUGGACGCCGUGGUGGAGUGCAACUCGAAAUUGGAUCCAACAAAGACGACUCUCCUCAAGAUGGCGGAUUGCGGUGGCCUCCCGCAGAUCUCCCAGCCGGCCAAGCUUGCGGAGGCCUUCAAGUACUUCGUGCAGGGCAUGGGAUACAUGCCCUCGGCCAGCAUGACCCGCCUGAUGCGCUCCCGCACGGCCUCCGGCUCCAGCGUCACGUCCCUGGAGGGCGCCCGCAGCCGCUCCCACACCAGCGAGGGCACCCGCAGCCGCUCCCACACCAGCGAGGGUGCUCGCCUGGACAUCACCCCCAACUCCGGGGCCACCGGCAACAACGCCGGGCCCAAGUCCAUGGAGGUGUCCUGCUAGGCGGCCUGCGCCGUGGCCGUCCCCGGACUCUGGGCUCACGCAACCGCCCUUCCUCCAGCCCUUCCCGCCCUGCCUGCCACACCACACGUAACUCGUAUUAACCCAAAGCUUACGGUGUAAGACAGCUCUGGGGGGACAAAGUUAGACCGGGUUUGUCGAGGGCACCUCUCCCAUCAGGGCAGGGCGGGCAGACCAAAGGAAAAGAAGCAUCUCCGUGUCCUGUGCUCAUUGGCGGGUGGCCUGGCGGCCACCCUCUUACCCUCCCUCAGAGACGCCAAACUGCCAAAAACAAGACGCGCCGCCCUAGACGCUUCCUAAAGCCAGGCCUAGGCUGGUUCUAACGGGCAUUUUGUCGGAAGCCCAGCCCCUCUACUUCCUGUUUCCUCUCCAACUAAAGAACGACUGACCCAGUUUCUGGAAACAAAACCCCGUUCUGAUUUGGGUAGGGGGAGAGCCGCGGAUGGCGGGGAGCUCUUUUAACUCGGCAAAACAGGAAGCGGGAAAAAGGUGGACUUUCUGUGGAGGCUAGAACGCUUGGAAAAACAAAUCUACUCAGUGAAACGUGAAGAAGUAGGUUUUUCAAGUUCGCGUAUAUAUCCACUUUUUAAUGCCGAAACACACAAGCCUGCUUCUCUGUCAUCCUUUCAACGGGUGGUGAAAGCGGGCGACAAAAUCUCCGGGCUUUCCCGGAGAAACGGUCUUGGCAAACAUUGGCGUCAUCAAUUCAAGUCUUUGGCUCAGCUGUCUUGCCUCCUCCACAGCCCCAGCUUCCUACCCCGAGUUCAUGAGUGAGGGAUCGUGUUGUUUGUGGGGAAGAUCAUUUAGGUUUGCACUUGCUUUCUUUGAAACGGAGGGAAACAUUCCAAACAGCUGUACCUGGACGUGAGGAGUCUCCACGCGGGGGGGAGUGGGGGGGUGGGGGGAGCAGGGGCAGGGGAGUGGGGGUGGGGGGCUGUUUGGGUUAUUAGAUAUAAGGGAUUUCUGUGGUUGUGAUGGGAUCCAGAACAGUUGUGAUUGCAGUCGAUCCCGCCCUGGUUCCCGGGAAUCUUGUGUGACUGAGUCAAAUCCGGUUUCCAAUCUUUGACAACCGGGGUUGAGUCUGAACUUGACGGCUGAGUGUUUCUGACCUGGUAACAUCACUGGAUCUGCGGGUAGAACUGUUCUGCUCUUGUAGGGGGUGGGGAUUCACACAGGGAGUGGUGGCUGAGAAGAUGUAAGGAUUCUGGAAAGUUCCAUGGGAUUUCCUUCCCUCUCCUGCCGUCCCCUCUUCCCUGCCCCUCUAACCUUUCGCUGAAUGGGGCGGCACCACUGACAUUUCUGGGCAACGUGAGCAUAGCUGUCAAAUUCUAUACUACUGCCUUUUGAUUUCAUUUGGCUAACCAUUUCUUAUAGGAAGUUUGAUCAGAGUGGAUGGAUCGUUGCGAAUCAGCCGCUGGGGCCUGGUGCUUUCUGGGACCCUAGAGUUGGUAGAAGGAAGUAUUCAAGGCUUCUAGGUUGCUUGAGGGGCAGUGACUCAGUUUACUGCACCUGCCACCUGGGGGGCUUCCCCUGACCUGUGCAGAAAGGUCAGGGGUCAGGGCAGGAGUGGCUGAAUCCAGACAGGAGAAAAUGUUGUGUACAAGGCUUUCCAGAGGAGUUUCUUAAUGAGAUAUUUGUAUUUAUUUCCAGACCAAUAAAUUUGUAACUUUGCAGUG
Molecule: messenger RNA, 3105 nt
Organism: Lynx canadensis (Canada lynx)
Lineage: Eukaryota; Metazoa; Chordata; Mammalia; Carnivora; Felidae
Gene: NDRG1
Product: N-myc downstream regulated 1
Exons: 16
Coding region: 257-1411 (384 amino acids)
Biological process (GO): signal transduction
Cellular component (GO): cytoplasm
Source: RefSeq, a predicted model, not a curated record